CCCUGCACCAGCGGUAGGGGUACUCUUGGCGACCAUCUUUUAUGUUAGGACUGAUUGUUUAGCGAAUGCAAAAAUUAAAAAAUAACAGAACUAAGGGAUAUCAAGGAAAUAGAUAUACUUCCACAUUAAGAAAUAAGGCGAUCAGAAAACCAAAACAUAAAGGUACAAACGGUAUGAAGAAAGUAUCCUGGUGACAACGUCAUGGCAGACAAGAGAAAACUACAAGGUGAAAUAGAUCGAUGUCUCAAAAAGGUAGCAGAAGGUGUAGAACAGUUCGAAGACAUUUGGCAAAAGCUUCACAAUGCAGCCAAUGCUAACCAAAAGGAAAAAUAUGAAGCAGAUCUCAAGAAAGAGAUUAAAAAAUUACAGCGACUACGAGACCAGAUAAAAACAUGGGUGGCGUCUAAUGAGAUCAAAGACAAAAGACAGCUUGUGGAAAAUCGCAAACUUAUUGAGACGCAAAUGGAGCGCUUUAAGAUUGUGGAGCGGGAAACAAAGACAAAGGCUUACUCCAAAGAAGGCCUGGGUCUGGCACAGAAGGUAGACCCUGCUCAGAAAGAGAAGGAAGAGGUUGGCCAGUGGCUCACUAGUACAAUAGACACUCUAAAUAUGCAGGUGGACCAGUUUGAGAGCGAAGUGGAGUCUCUUUCUGUCCAGACCCGUAAGAAGAAAGGGGACAAAGAGAAGCAAGACCGCAUUGAAGAGUUGAAACGUUUCAUUGAAAAGCACAGGUACCACAUCCGAAUGCUGGAGACCAUCCUGCGAAUGCUGGACAAUGACUCAGUGCAAGUGGAAUCGAUCCGCAAGAUCAAGGAUGAUGUGGAGUACUAUCUCGACUCUUCUCAGGACCCUGACUUUGAGGAGAAUGAGUUCCUCUACGAUGACCUUGACCUUGAGGACAUCUCUGCCUCCGUGGUUGCCACCUCCCCACCUGGCCACUCUCACAUGGAGGAUGAGAUUUUCCUGCACUCAAGCAGCACCCCAACAUCCACCACCUCCUCGUCACCAAUACCCCCUUCCCCAGCCACUUGCACUAUGGACAACUCAGAAGAUGAUAAGAAAAGGGGACGUUCUACAGACAGUGAAGUUAGCCAGUCACCUGUGAAGAAUGGCAAUCCUUCAUUGUCAUCAUCAUCAUCAUCCUCUUCUUCCUCUUCUGGGACCUCUUCUUCCUCACUGGUCACCUUGGCCCCAGUUACAGGGGGCAGUGGGGCUGUCUCAGGGAGCAGUGGCCAUAUGGGUGGUAUUGGCGGGCUCUUGCACAGCCCUGGCAGCUUCAGUGCAGCGAUUCAGCAGCAGCCAUCACAACAGCAAAACCAACAGCAGCAGUCAUCUCAAGCCAAACACUCCUCUGUCUCUGGAGCACCUUCUGGCAGCAAUCCGAGCCCAUCAAAUCACUUUCAUCUUCCUGCAUCAACUGCCUCAUCUCCUCCAAAUUCCAAUACCCCAGGCACUGCUAGCCAAAACUCCCAACCUCAGGCUCCAUCUGGGCCCACUGCUUCCUCCAGUCUAGGCGCUGGUCUGAGCAAGAGUGGUAUGACAGGGGCAAAUGGUACAAACCAAGUAGGCCUCCCUGUGAUGCCGCCAUCAGUGAACACCAUGGCUACACCGUAUGCUCAGGCAGCUGCUGCUGGAGGGGUGGGGAGUGGGCUUGGAGGGUCAGUUGGAGGAAAUACUGGUAGUGCUGGCUCCAGUGUAGGGGGCACUGCAGGCAAUAAUAAUGGAAGUGGGUCUUCCUCGAGUUUGCUGGGUUCUGCUUCUGGACUUGGUUGUGCCAGCAGUGGGAUUGUAGGACAUGGCUCAGGACAAACGGUCACUCAGGGCUCAGCACAAGUGGCCCUGAGUCCAGCUAGUGUGGCUCCUGGAAGCGCAGUGGGAGCAAUUGGCAGCAGUGUGGGGACUGCAGGGACGAGUGGAGGAGGGAGCGGCCUUCCUGUCAGACCACCAAGUGGACAGAAACAGAACGGUAACACAAGUUACAGUGCUGUUGUAGCUGACAGCAUGCCAGACUCCACCCUUAACAGUGCCAGCCAAUCACAAAGCAGCCAGCCCUCUGCCUUGGGCUCUGCGGCCAAUCCACCUAAAGACAACAGCUCCAGCCUCUUGGAUUCUAUGACCCUGCCCCCUAGUUCCCCUUCUCCGUCCUACAGUGAAAACAAGCAAGCCAACAGCAGCCUGCAGAAUGGCCCUCACUCCUACACCGCAGGUUCAGAGGGCAUCAAGCUCGCUACAGAUCUCCGUCAGAUACUGAUGGGUACGAGGGCUGGACCACAGCUAGGAGAGCAACCCGGACCAAUUGCAGCAUCCACAAACACUCGAAAGAGAAAGCAGUGUCAGGCUCCGGAGCCCCUAAGCUCUCUGAAGUCCAUGGCUGAGCGAGCGGCACUGGGUUCCAGCCUAGAGGGAGACAUGCCUGGCCUGCACCUCCCUGACAGAGACAUCUUUUCUGGAUCAGGUGCACCUUCUGGACUGCCAGCAGCUCCCCAACCAUCUCUUUCUGAGGUCAGCAUCCCCCCUUCACUGGGAGUGUGUCCUCUGGGCCCUGUUCCUCUGUCCAAAGACCAGCUGUAUCAGCAGGCCAUGCAGGAGUCUGCAUGGACCCACAUGCCCCACCCCUCUGACUCAGAAAGGAUAAGGCAGUACCUGAUGAGGAAUCCGUGCCCCACCUUGCCUUUUCACCACCAGGUGCCUCCUCCUCACUCAGAUUCUGUGGAAUUCUAUCAGAGACUCUCAACCGAGACACUUUUCUUCAUAUUCUACUACCUGGAGGGCACUAAGGCACAGUAUCUGGCAGCUAAGGCUUUGAAAAAGCAGUCCUGGCGGUUCCACACAAAGUAUAUGAUGUGGUUCCAAAGGCAUGAAGAGCCCAAAACCAUCACAGAUGAGUUUGAACAGGGGACAUACAUUUACUUUGAUUAUGAAAAAUGGGGCCAGAGGAAGAAGGAGGGAUUCACAUUUGAGUACCGGUACCUUGAAGACCGUGACCUGCAGUGACACAAUGAUGGAGGAGGGGGCGGGUGGUAAUAACAGAAGGAUGUACUACUGUUGACAUUCCUAGAUUGACCUCAGAGCAGUGGGAAGGCACAGAAGCUUUUCAGUGUUUUUUGGGAGGGUUGUCAGUUAGUGCACAUGCCUUUGCACCUUUCUUUUCCAUUGAGUUCUGCCCCCUUUACCAUAUUCUUUUUUUAUUUAACUAAAGUUCUUUAUUACCUAAAUGCUGGAAGUAUUUUUUUAAGUGUCAGUGGUGCUUGAAGUGUCAACUCAUUUAGGGCCUGCAAACAGCAGCACCCAGUCAUGUAACACGUGAGGACAGUACAGGACCAAAUCAUUUGACCACUUCCAAUUGUACCCCCAGCAUCCCCCUCUAAUGGUGGUAUGUGUAGCUAGGUUGCCCUAGAUACAGCUGGCCUUUCCCUUUGACACAAGUAUGACUGCAUCUGUCUAUGCAAAGAAAGUCUGCCCCCCCCCCUUCCUUAAAUGUAAAAGACUUUGCUGGGAUCAAACUACCAGCAUUACCAGUGUUUAUAGUGGAUUCUGUCUGUACAAACAGAAUUUAAGCCAAAACCUGAGAAAGUAUAAAGGCCAAAUUGGCAUGUGAGUUGACUGUUUCCCAUGCUAGGCAACUUGUUUUAUAUGCAGACUGAGGAUGCAGUUUCCCUUUUGACAUAGUCCCCCCUUUCUGAGGAGAGGGGAGAAUAGUUUUGUUACAGUCCCUUCCUAGUUAUAGUUAAAACCUGUUCUCCCUGAUUCAAAGUGAAUUAUACUGUCAGUUGUGUUCUUUUAAAUAAUACACCCCUACCUAAAGUUAAAAACCCCAGAAAAGUGGUUAAAUGUGGCAGGCAGGGGGCCUCUUGCAUCAUUCAGUGUAGCAGUUCUCAACGUUGGGUCCUGCAGACCCAUUGUAUAUGCUGGGUUCCCCUACCCCAACUGCUUUUUGUAAAUACUUUUUGUAAAUUUCUUUAAUGACCUAUUGAGUGAUUUGUAUAACUCAAGCAACAUUAAACUGAACAGCAUUUGAGCUUUUAAUUUACAGAGGAACACAAUGUAAAAUUUGGCUCAAUAUACAGUAUGUUCAUGAUUGCAGUUGAGCACUAUGAACACACAAUGCAUGUGUGAUUAAUGAAGCCUGAAACAUACUUCUAAAAUAUUAGAUGUCCACAUACACCCACUACCUUUAUAGACAAUUGAUGGAAAACUGCCCAACUAAUUGUAUAACAACUCAUGAUGUUAAAGAACAGCUCAAAUCAGAGCUAAUAAGUUACACAAAAAAAAAAAAAA
Scleropages formosus (Asian bonytongue) is the source of this 4278-nucleotide messenger RNA. RefSeq names its product CCR4-NOT transcription complex, subunit 3a (gene cnot3a). The transcript has 19 exons. The record is from RefSeq and is a predicted model, not a curated record. The coding region runs from base 202 to 2994 and encodes 930 amino acids. Gene Ontology annotation, cellular component: nucleus; CCR4-NOT core complex. Gene Ontology annotation, biological process: regulation of DNA-templated transcription. NCBI's taxonomy places the organism in Eukaryota, Metazoa, Chordata, Actinopteri, Osteoglossiformes, Osteoglossidae.